Penicillium salamii is the source of this 4458-nucleotide messenger RNA. The record is from the annotation of a GenBank genome assembly. NCBI's taxonomy places the organism in Eukaryota, Fungi, Ascomycota, Eurotiomycetes, Eurotiales, Aspergillaceae.
AUGUACUCCUCGUCGAAUAAUUUCCUCGGGGGUGGUGCCACUGGCCGUCCCGGCCAGGCACCAUUCAUGCAGCAGCAACAACCCCCCUACUCCCAAUUCCCCCAGGGUCAGCAACCAUCAAUUCAACAGCCUCAGCCCACCGGAUUUGCUCCACAGCAGACGGGUCUUGUUCCACAAGCUACUGGUUUCGCUGGUCAACCCUCCCCGUUCGGUAACUCGCAACUGCAGCCUCAAGCCACUGGAUUCCCCGCGGGACAACUCCAACAGCAAUACACCGGCUUCCCCGGCGCUGCCCCCCAGCAACCCCAGCAGCCACAAGCGCAGAGCUUCCAACCGCAAUAUACUGGAUUCCCGCCCCAGAACCAGGCGCAGCAGGCACCACCAGUGCCUCAGAUCCCAACUCGAUUCAAGACCUCCACCGAUAUCGCGAACUCCUUCCAAGAUGCUGGCUCUGGAGCGCCUCCCCAGGUGCCACCGAAGACAGGGUCCAAGAUCCCGAGUAUCCGUUUGUCUUUUAUUACUGCGCAAGACCAGGCGAGGUUCGAGCAGCUCUUCAAGUCUGCUGUAGGCGACAGCAAAACAAUGGAUGGCGAUAAAGCGAGAGAUCUUCUUAUGCGCUCCAAGCUCGGAGGCCCUGAUCUUUCCAAGAUCUGGGUGCUGAGCGAUUCAACCAAGUCAGGACAACUGUUCUUCCCCGAAUUCGCAUUGGCGAUGUACCUCUGUAACAUCCGCAUCACCGGCCGCGAGCUUCCAGCCUCAUUGCCUGAGACAAUCAAGAACGAGGUGUCGAGCAUGGUCGAUAUUAUCUCCUUCGAUGUUCCCGACACACAACCGCAGGCGCCCCAGCAGCGAACCAACGUACCUAACUUCGAUGCCCCUCUCAUGGAGAACAGUGCUACCCCGCCGGUUGUUCAACAGCCUGUUCCCCAGCAACCCAAUAAUGCACAGCUCUUGUCGCAGUUGACAGCACAGCCUACCGGGUUCUUCCCCCAACAGACAGGCAUUCAGCCGCCUGCUAUCCAGCAGCCCCAGGCCACAGGAUUCCCAGGACAGAACCAAUCCCAAUUCCUUCAACCUCAGCAGACUGGAUUCAUGAGCAACCCCCAGGCAACUGGAUACACCGGUCCUCGACCUCCAAUGCCGCCUAUGCCCACCGGUUUUGGCUCUAGCCUGAGCCCUGGUCAAACCGGCGUGGCUCAGGGUCUUGGUGUGCAGCCAACUGGUUUGACCGCUCAGCCUACUGGUAUGCCUGGUCAGUGGGGAUUCAUUAAUACUCCAGCGCAGGGUUUGCCUAAUAUCGACGCCAUGAAGCAGCAGCUUAUGCCGCAGCCUGGUCGCGAGGGCGGAUUCAGUGCUGCUGGUUUGUCUGGAAAUGCCACUGUUGCUUGGGCCAUCACCAAGGAGGAGAAGAAAAUCUACGAUGAUCUCUUCCGUGCGUGGGAUGGUCUUCGCAAGGGCUUUGUCAGUGGCGAGACUGCUAUUGAAAUUAUGGGACAGAGUGGUCUGAACCGACUGGAUUUGGAACGCAUCUGGACCUUGGCUGAUCCCCACAACCGUGGUCGUCUGAAUAUGGAUGAAUUUGCUGUGGCUAUGCAUAUGAUCUACCGUGCUUUGAACGGAUACCCCGUUCCAAGCCGUCUACCACCUGAGCUUGUUCCUCCUUCGACACGCCACUUGAACGACUCUAUUGGUACAGUCAAGUCUCUGCUUUCCCAAGAUGCCGAGACCCGCAAGGCUACUGGUGCAUUCCUGCAGCCUCAAAAAACCGGAGUCAGUUACCUGAAGGAUCACUCUUUCCGGGGUGGCGCAGGUGGCUCAUCAGCUGCCAGCCGCAAAGAUGCGACCAUGUUCAAGAACAAUGACUCUGCUGGAGGGUACCGAUCAAGUGCGCGCCGCCGUGUUGGCAACGAGGCUCGUACCCCAUCCCCCGCUGCAUCUGGCGCUUCAGAGGAAGAAUACUCUGUAGAUCAGCUCCACAAGAAGAUCCGCGAGACCAAAAUCAUGCUCGAUGCUGCUGAUUUCCAGGACGAGAACCGGGCUGAGGACGAUGAUGCUUUGGAUCGUCAAGACCGCCGCGAGGCAGAGAGUCUCAUGGAGCGUAUUCGCCGCGUCCAAGAUGAUCUUGACACCCACCCCAACGCUUCAUUCCGCCAAGUGGACAGUGGAGCGGACCGGAGGGCUCUUCGUCGUCAAUUGCAAUCCUUCGAGGAUCAAGUUCCUCAAGUUGCGUCUGAUGUGCGUCGUCUUGAGCGUGAUAUUUCUGAUGCGAAGCUUGAACUGUUCCGCCUCAAGGAUGCCAAGGCACACCCCGGCGGUGCUUCCACUAUCAUUGGCACUGGGCCCGGCGGAACUGUGACCGAGGCGGACCGUAUCAAGGCCCGUGCCCGUGCUCGCAUGCAAGCUCGGGCUGCAGAGCUCGCUGGCCGGCCCGCUCCCGCGUCAGCGGAUGAUGAUGGCCAAGCCGCUCGUCGUUUAGAAGCCGAGAGCAAUAACAUCAAGAGCGAGCGCGAACGUAAUGACACCAUGACGCGUGACGUUGAAGAAAGUGUUCGUGAUUUCGCUCGUAGUUUGGAAGACAGCCUCCGAGACCAAGGUUCAAACUCCACCCGUGAACACGAGAAGCGUCGUUGGGAAGAUGCAUUGGGCGUCGAGGAUGUUAUCCGUGACUUCAUCUAUGAUCUUAGUCGUAAUGCUCGGACUGCAAACAUUCGCAAGGAGGAGUACGUCGUCAUUACCCUAACAAAUGACCUAUCACUAACGAAAUAUAGGCGACAACGAGCUUCACCCGAAGUCCACUCUCGUGGAUCCCCUGCACCCGAAGCCCCAGCCGCGCGCCCUGCGAUGCCUGCUUCUGUGGACUCGUCAAGCUCCAUUCCUGGCAAUACACACGAAGACCGUGUGGCCGCUGCCCGAGAGCGCGCCCAGAAGCGCAUUGCUGAGCGCAUGGCUGCUGCUGGUUUGAAACCAAAUGAUUCGAGUGAGACUCUGGUGCAACGCCAGGAGCGUGAGCGUAAGGAGCGCGAAGACCGUGUUCGCCGCGCCGAAGAAGAAGAUGCCAAGCGUGAGGACGAGAGACAGCGCCGCUUGGCUGAGGAGCGAGGCGGUCCUAGUGCUGCGGCUCCUAAGCCAGCAGGCAAGAAGCCACCUCCCGCGCCGCCAACCCGCCGAGCCCGCACAGAUAGUGCCGGCCAGGCUGAUGCAAAGAAGGCAGAUGAGUCUGCUAGACUUGAACAAGCUGCUCGUGAGCAGGCUAUCAAGGAAGAGCAGGAUGCACAGGAGGUUGAGACUCAGCGUCUUGAGGACCAAGCAAACCAGAAGGAGUUGGAAUUCCAAAAGGAGAAAGAUGCUCAAGCAGCCCGCCUCCAAGCUCUUGAGGAGCAGGUCCGCCAGGGCAAGAUCAAAAAGCAAGAAGAGAAGCGCCGCCGGGAAGAGGCAAGCCGGCAGUCCAAGGAACAGGAAGCCAGUCUUGCCGCUCAGCGCGCAGAGCUCGAGGCAGCCAAAGAACGCGAGCGACAGCUCCAGCGUGAACUGGAGGGUCUUGAUGAUGAGAGCUCGUCUGAUGACGAGGGCCCUGCUGAUGUCACCCCUCAGCACAGCACUCCCACACAAAGCCAGGUGCUGCCUACGCCGCCUCCAGUGCCGACGAUAGCUGUUCCUGAACCUCCAAGCUUCGCACCCGAGCCCGAAAGGUUGCCCAGUGAAGCUAGCUCACCUGAGAGUAGCCGCGCAAUUCCCGCUGCUACCCCUGAUUCCGAGUCUAAGAACCCCUACUUCAAGACCAUGGGCCAUUCGUCUGAGCAAGUGGCCUCACCUCCAGCUUCAGCUCAGUCCACGAACCCCUUCCACCGCUUGACGCAGCAGGAACCUAUCAAGCCCACUUUCACCGGUGCUGCUCCCUUGGAACGCAAGACCCGCGCUCGCCCUGAAGCCGAUGACGACUGGUCUGCUGCUGGCUCCGACGCCGACUCAUCAGAUGAUGACGAUGAUGAGCGCCCAGGCGGUGGAAGCGCCAAGCAGCUUGCCAGCAUUCUCUUCGGCACCAUGGCCCCGCCCCGUCCUCUGAGCGCCAUGGACGAGGAAAAGCCUGCCUCCAACUCUGCUACUCCAGUGCAAGACACCCCUAUUGCGCCCCCGCCACCUCCCCCAGCAACCCUGCCCCCACUCCCUGCCCUCCCAAGCGAUGGUGCAACCCCUCCCCCGCCAUCUGCGGUACCCCCUCCCCCUCCACCACCUCCCCCCGGAGCUGGUGCCCCAUCUAUCCCCCCUCCCCCACCACCCCCAGGCGGAGCCCCAUCUGCUCCUCCUCCACCACCCCCAGCUGGUAUCCCCCCUCCACCCGCACCUGCAGGUGCAGGCAACCGUGGUGCUCUCCUUGCAUCGAUCCAACAAGGCAUGAGCCUGAAGAAGACCCAGGUCAAUGACCGCAGCACAAGCUCUUCUGCCGGACGUGUCUUGUAA